CGAGUACUUGAAAGUUGACGAUGGUCUUCAAACAAGUAUUUAUCCUCGUGAUACAGAUUUGGAUGGUAAUUUCAUGGGAACCUCAAUUUUUUCUGGGACGUCCUAUGUUUGGGACCAGAAAAGGCCACGAACAUAUGCGACUUCUUCUUCUAGAGAAGGAAACUGGAAAAACUAUGAUGAACGAGUUUUCACAUAUCGCAACCACAAGUGGACCAGCCGAAAAGUUUUUCACUCAAAAACUCAAUCACUUUGAUGCUACCAACAAUGCAACAUGGCAACAGCGUUAUUUCUACAAUGCUCAAUAUUAUUCCGGUUCAAACGUGGCCUUUCUUAUGAUAGGAGGAGAAGGCCCUGAAAGCAUAGAUUGGGUAACCAACAAGAAUUACCCAUUUGUCAAAUGGGCUGAGCAGUUCGGCGCUAUGAUGUUCUCACUUGAGCAUCGAUUCUAUGGAAAAAGUCGUCCGACUCCUGACCAAUCGGUAGAAAAUCUGCAUUAUCUGAGCAGCAGACAAGCACUAGAGGACAUUGCAUUCUUUAUAAAAGCUAUGAACAAAGAGCAUCAUCUGGAAAAUGCGAGUUGGAUAACGUUUGGAGGAUUUUAUUCGGGUGCUCUUUCGCUUUGGGCUCGCCAAAAAUACCCAGAUUUAAUUGCUGGUGCUGUAGGCAGUUCUGCUCCAAUGAACGCAGUGGUUGACUUUUGGGGUUAUUUGGACGCCGCGGAGAAUGCCUUACGUUCAUAUAGCGAAGACUGCGCGGAAAAUGUCAAAAAAGCUUUCGAAACUUUUGAAAAUCUCAUGCUCACUCGAGAGGGACGCGAUAAGCUUGAUGAUCUUUUUAUGUUGAAACCAAAUUUCUCAGAUAGACAUGAUACGACCAUCGGUUAUGAUGACACGCAAUUCCUCCACAUGACGAUCUUUGAAAAAUUUCAAGAAGCAGUACAAUACAGCGGAGUAAAUCAGGGCAGGUUCGUCGAGGGCUUUGGCAUUCCACAAGUCUGUGAGAUAAUGACUAGCGGCUCUGAUCCAUUACAGCAACUUCAAGAUGUUAAUGAAUAUAUGAGCUACAAUGGUUUCAAUCACACUUGUAACGAUUACGGCGAAAUGAUAGAUUAUCUCUGGAAAGAAGAAUUCAGUGAUGAGCUUGAGUUUGACUCUGGUGCGCGAAGUUGGUUAUGGCAGACAUGCACCGAAUUUGGCUACUAUCAGUCCACUGACGGUGGUCCGAAAGGAAUUUUCGGUUCUGGCACUCCUUUAACACUGUACCUCGAUAUGUGUUAUGAUGUAUUUGGAGACGUAUACAAUAGCACAUUCAUAAAAGCAGCUGUGCACAGGACGCAGAUGGAAUAUGGCGGUUCAGAGAACUAUAAAGGUACAAAUGUUGUGAUUCCCAAUGGAUCUAUCGAUCCGUGGCAUGCUUUGGGCAAGUACUCCUCUAGCGACCCGUCAGUAGUCUGGUACCUAAUGAAUGGGACAGCUCAUUGUGCAGACAUGUAUCCGCCAUCCGAAAACGAUAAGCCCGAUCUGAAGACAGUCCGCACCUUGAUUGAGAGAAACCUAAAAAAAUGGCUGGAAAGUCAAGGAAGAGACCGAAGUAAUCCUCAAAUACUAUCUUGGACGAAACCACAGUCGAGAGCCUUGCUAAAGCCGGAAGAAAGAAAACCGAUUGUCAAGAAACGUGAUGAUGUAAAGACUUUUCCUAAAUGGAAGCACAACAAAAGAGCGUUCAUGGGCAGACCUCCACACGGUUUUGUACCUCCGCCUGAUAAGGCUAACAAUAUAGCUUCGUACACUUUGACGUAUUUUUCUCAGCCAUACGACCAUUUCAACCCUGAAACGGACUACUUCUACCAGCAAGUGCUUAUAAACUCUCAAUGGGCUACUCCCAAUGGUCCCCAUUUUUUGAAAAUUGGGGGAGAUUCACCACAGUCUGAAGAAUGGGUGAUAAACGAAGACUUGCCCUAUCUGCAAUGGGCAAAAAAAUUCGGAGCAACCGUGCACUCUAUUGAACACAGAUACUAUGGCGAAAGCAUAGUCGGAGGGACAAGGGAAGACCCCAACCCAGAUCUCACGUAUUUGUCUUCACUUCAAAUGUUAUAUGAUGUGGCUGAUUACAUACGAAGCGUCAACUAUCAUUCAAAUAGUACAGGCCCCUGGAUCGUCUUUGGUGGUUCAUAUGCAGGUAACUUAGCUGUAUGGGCGCGUCAACUAUUCCCUGACUUGAUUACUGGAGCCGUUGGUUCUUCUGCACCAGUGGAAGCUAAAUUGGAUUUUUAUGAGUAUCUAGAAGUGUUGGAAAAAGCAGUAUUCGAUUAUGAUCUCUCGUGUGCGUUUGAAAUAUACGAAGAUAUUCAAUAUUUGCAUAGCCUUACUCUUAGUGGUUCUGGCAGAAAGAAUAUUUCUGAUGCAUUUAAACUAAUACCGCCAUGGGACGAGAACACCACUGUUACUGCUUUGGACGUGCAGUUUUUCUUCUCUAAUAUAUAUGGACAGUAUCAGAGUGCUGUACAAUAUAACGGCGUCAAUAAGGGACCUUACGCUGAUGGCUACGGUAUACCGCAGAUGUGCGAGAUUUUGUUACCUGAGAAAAGGAGUAUUCUUAAAAAACUUGCCACUUUCAAUGAGUAUAUGUUAAAGAUGUAUUCGGAAGAAGAAACAUUCAAUGGCACAGAAAAUAGUUACUCUGAUUUUAUUAGUACGUUAAAAGAGUCUCAACGCUAUGGACCAGAAGCGGGGGCGUCAAUUCUCUGGACGUGGCAAACGUGUACGGAGUUUGGCUAUUUUCAGUCGACCGAUAGAGGGUUUGGCAUGUUUGGAAGCCCAACACCAGUAAACUUAUUUACUCGGAUUUGCACUGAUCUAUUUGGAGAAAACUACACGACGCAGGCGAUCCAAAAUAACAUUGAUAGAAUCAACCAUCAGUACGGCGGCAAAGAUUUUUUCAAAGGUACAAAUGUUGUACUUCCAAACGGCUCAAAUGAUCCUUGGCAUGCACUUGGACUGUACGAGUCCAACGAUCCCUCAGUUGUUUCUUACCUAAUUAGGGGUACUGCUCAUUGUGCAGACAUGUACCCAGCGAGGGAAGAAGAUCCGCCAGAGUUGAGGAAAGCUCGUAGAAUCGUAGAAGAAAAUAUAGCUAAGUGGCUCGGCAAAUCCGGCACUACAACAAUAUCACACAAGACUACUUCAAGCGCCUUGACAACAACGAUUACUUCUUCACAGUCUUCAGAGUUAAUUCUUGGUAUGGCUGUUCUAAUGAUUUCGCCUGCAAUGAUGCUGACUUUGUGGUAACACUAACUAUAUGGUGGCUCGAAAAUAAGGU
Molecule: messenger RNA, 3318 nt
Organism: Cylicocyclus nassatus
Lineage: Eukaryota; Metazoa; Nematoda; Chromadorea; Rhabditida; Strongylidae
Source: the annotation of a GenBank genome assembly